Alternaria alternata is the source of this 916-nucleotide messenger RNA. RefSeq names its product NADH-quinone oxidoreductase. The transcript is spliced from 3 exons. Gene Ontology annotation, biological process: aerobic respiration; electron transport coupled proton transport; mitochondrial respiratory chain complex I assembly. Lineage: Eukaryota; Fungi; Ascomycota; Dothideomycetes; Pleosporales; Pleosporaceae. Bases 76 to 741 code for a protein of 221 amino acids. Gene Ontology annotation, molecular function: quinone binding; NADH dehydrogenase (ubiquinone) activity; 4 iron, 4 sulfur cluster binding. The record is from RefSeq and is a predicted model, not a curated record.
UCUCCACUCCUUCACUUACGCCCUUCCUUCCUGUUCGUCGCAAUAAUGUUUUCGACAACAAGGUCUGCGGCCUCAAUGGCUCUACGAGCCAAACCCGCGACGGCACUGAUGCCAUUCCGCGCCGGAAGCGCUGCUUUCCUCUCCUCGAGCUCUUCGGACAGGGCUACGACUAUGAAAACGCCCGCAACUAUCCCCGGCAACCCUGGGACGCCACCCCCGAUGAAGUCCGCGCGAGUAGAGGUGCCAUUGCCGAGUCAGGAGGGAAAGAAGGGGGCUAUGCAAUACGCAUUGACGACACUCGACCAAGUAGCCAACUGGGCCCGUCAGAGUUCCCUAUGGCCCAUGACUUUCGGUCUCGCAUGCUGCGCCGUCGAGAUGAUGCACUUGUCCACCCCACGAUACGAUCAGGAUCGUCUCGGUAUCAUUUUCCGUGCCUCGCCCCGACAGUCCGAUGUCAUGAUCGUAGCUGGAACCCUCACAAACAAGAUGGCGCCCGCGCUGCGACAGGUCUACGACCAGAUGCCUGACCCCCGGUGGGUUAUUUCCAUGGGCAGCUGCGCAAACGGAGGAGGAUACUACCACUACAGCUACUCGGUCACAAGAGGAUGUGACAGGAUUGUACCAGUAGACAUCUACGUGCCUGGAUGCCCUCCCACUGCCGAGGCGCUCAUGUACGGAAUCUUCCAGCUGCAGAAGAAGAUGAGGCAUACCAAGAUCACCAGGAUGUGGUACAGGAAGUAGAGGGUAUGGGUUUGUGUGGUCUAUUUUGAUGGUCGUUUUAUCUGCGAGUUUGAGGGAGCAGAUUCCUCUUGUACAAAUCGAUCUUCUAUAUGCAUAGUCUAUAUCAAGUCUAAGGUGUCAUGGUGGUGUUACGCCGUUUUGCCAAGUCCAAACAUCUUGACCGAAUUCUUCCAAG